Messenger RNA from Colletotrichum acutatum, 1448 nucleotides. RefSeq lists its product as uncharacterized. Gene Ontology annotation, molecular function: oxidoreductase activity; nucleotide binding. Lineage: Eukaryota; Fungi; Ascomycota; Sordariomycetes; Glomerellales; Glomerellaceae. Gene Ontology annotation, cellular component: cytoplasm. The record is from RefSeq and is a predicted model, not a curated record. The transcript has 3 exons. Gene Ontology annotation, biological process: NADPH regeneration. The coding region runs from base 390 to 1448 and encodes 352 amino acids.
GACAACUGCUCAGACGAAUUGGCGGUCGUGAUUGGCCUAUUCAACCAACCUUUCUCGAUGUUGUUUGCAACAGCUUCAGCCUCUAGCCAUGGCAUCUUGCGCUAUCAGUUUCCCGAAUGCCGCAGAACACCGGUAGGAAGGAAGUUCCAACCGUAUUCAGUAUCAUCGUGAGUACGUCUUGUUCAGGAGAUCACUUUAGAAGCUCCAUAUUCGUGCAUGCCAGUGUCUUGCUCGCAUAUAUAAGAUGAGGAGCUCGUGCCUGGUCCGCCAGAUGAUUCCAGCAUGCCAGUCUUCUUUUUCCACCCACCUUGUUGAUUCACCUGCAUUCAUACCCCUCCAAAAGCGCCUAAGCAAACCUUUCGGUCUAUCCACGAAUCACAUACACAAAAAUGGUCCAGAAACUCAGAAUCGCGGCGUCUGGCCUCGGCCGUAUGGGCAAGCGUCAUGCCAUCAACUUCCUGCACCGCACUCCCCGCGCGCAGCUUGUUGCUGCCUUCACCCCGGAUGAGAAUGAGCUUGUUUGGGCACGACAGGAGUUGGAGCCUCACGGAGUCACUCUCUACACCGACUACGAUGAGAUGCUCACUCACGAGGGCCUCCAAGCCGUCGUCAUUGCCACCGUUACCAAGGUGCAUGCCGAUCAAGCUAUCAAGGCAAUCAACAAGGAUCUUCAUGUCCUUUGCGAGAAGCCCAUCUCUCUCGACCUCGCCAAGGUCGUCACUGCUGCGCAGCACAAGCCUCAUCUCAAGGUCAUGUGCGGCUUCUCCCGCCGUUUCGACUCAUCAUAUAGAGACGCCUUUGAGAAGAUUGAGACGGGCUUGAUCGGCAGACCUUCCGUUAUCAGAUCUCAAACAUGUGACAAGCAUGAUCCCAGUGGCUUCUUUGUCAAGUAUGCAGCCCUGAACGGUGGCUGUUUUGUUGACAUGAGUGUCCACGAUAUUGACCUGUCACUGUGGUUCUUUGGCGAGGACUCCCAAGUCAAGUCGGUUUCAGCAUCUGGCAUCACAGCUGUUUCUCCCGAGCUCAAGGAGCACGGCGACUGCGACAAUGCCGUCGGCAUCGUUGAGUUCUGGGGCGGCAAGAUCGCCUACUUCUACAACUCGCGUAUGAUGGCGCACGGACAAGAGGAUACCACAGAGCUCAUUGGCACCGGCGGCAAGCUCACAGUCAAUGGCAACCCCCAAGCCAACUUUGUAAAUUACUACGGACCCCAGGGUAUCACAAGGGAGGUUCCCGCCCACUACUACGGUCGGUUCGAGUAUGCCUUUGUCCAGGAGGCUAACGAAUUCACCGCCGCUGCACUGGACAACACCAAGUUGCCUCUCAAGUUGACCAACGCUGUCAAGGCUGUCCAGAUUGGGUCUUACCUGCAAGAGGCACUGGAGUCAGGCAAGAAGUUGUACUUUGACGAGAUUGGCCGGCGCCUUGACAAGCAGGCAAAGUUGUAG